AUGGCUGACGAAAAUGAGAAGAACGAGAUAUAUGAGCAAUUAACGGCAGCAAUAUGUAAGAUACCUCGCACAGACAUUCUGAUACUUAUGGGCGAUUUCAACGCAAAAAUUGGACAAAGGAAUCCCGAAGAAGAAUGUUCAGCCAUGAAAUACAUGGACUUGGUACAGGAACUCAUCGUCACUGAGAUUCCACUAACUGAGGAGGGAAUCCAAAAAAUAUAUAGAAGGUCUGGUGAAGAAGUUGUUGGGACUGUAAGUUCAGAAAGGAAGUUGUGGAUAUCCGACGAUACGUGGGAGUUAAUCAAUAGAAGAAGAGCUUUGAGAAGAAAACUUCUUACAGACACACACAACAGUGCGGUGCGAGAACAACAUAGAAGAAUUUGUAAAGAAGGUAAACGAGCAGCCAGAAAUGACAAAAGAAGAUGCUACAAUAACAUCGCUGCAGAGGCACAGGUCGCAGCUGAACAAUACAACACCAAACAAUUAUAUAAGAAAGUAAGGUUACUUUCGAAUAAAGGUCUCAACAAAGAACAUGCCAUCAAAGAUAAGAAUGGCAACAUAAUAACAGAAACACAAAAACAAAUUGAGAGAUGGGUUGAGCACUUCAAUGAGUCAUCCAACACGCAGUUUCCAGAUUUCAGUCCGGGGGUCUGGAAAAGUCGAAACGAAGAACACAACAAUAUAAACACGAGCCCAUCGUCAUCAAAAUUUGGCAAACUGAAAAUAUAUGCAAAGAAUGGAAAAAAGGAAUUAUAG
Condylostylus longicornis is the source of this 756-nucleotide messenger RNA. RefSeq lists its product as uncharacterized. Bases 1 to 756 code for a protein of 251 amino acids. The record is from RefSeq and is a predicted model, not a curated record. NCBI's taxonomy places the organism in Eukaryota, Metazoa, Arthropoda, Insecta, Diptera, Dolichopodidae. The transcript is spliced from 2 exons.